Molecule: messenger RNA, 2061 nt
Organism: Amborella trichopoda
Lineage: Eukaryota; Viridiplantae; Streptophyta; Magnoliopsida; Amborellales; Amborellaceae
Product: bifunctional 3-dehydroquinate dehydratase/shikimate dehydrogenase, chloroplastic
Biological process (GO): chorismate biosynthetic process; shikimate metabolic process
Molecular function (GO): shikimate 3-dehydrogenase (NADP+) activity; 3-dehydroquinate dehydratase activity; NADP binding
Source: RefSeq, a predicted model, not a curated record
CUCUCCUCUCUCCUCUCUCUUCUCUAUACUCUCACUCUCUCUUUCAUGCUUUAGUGCGUUUCGCUUUCUCUAUCGUAACGUUCUUUGUACCUAACCUUCAGGCCGCCAUUUUUAAUCUUUUAGCCAGAUUCAGUCUUCUUGUUUUUGGGGUUUUUAUUUAUAUAUUUAUUCUGGGUUUCAAUCCCAUCUCUUCUCUGUUUAAUGGUGGAUUCGAUUGGGUACUGAGACUAAAUAAAGUUGCAGAGAAAAAUGGGGGAAAACACAACUCUUCUCUGUGUUCCUUUGAUUUCUCACAAUGUUGAGGACAUGCUGGUUCAAAUGAAUCGUGCUAAGGCUAGUGGUGCUGACCUUGUUGAGAUCAGAUUGGACCAUCUCGAGGCCUUUCGACCUUCUGAAGAUCUGCAACGCCUUUUAAGUGAUAGGCCGUUGCCUGCACUUGUCACAUACAGGCCAAAAUGGGAGGGUGGGGAGUAUGAAGGUGAUGAUCAUACCCGAUUGGAUGUACUUCGCCUAGCCAUGGAGAUGGGUGCAGAUUAUAUUGAUGUGGAGCUUCAGGUUGCACAUGACUUCAUGAGUUCCAUGUCAGAAAAGAAGCCUGAGAGCUCAAAGGUUAUAGUUUCUUCCCACAACUACCAAAUUACUCCAUCCCUAGAAGAACUUGGCAACCUCGUUGCAAGGAUACAAGCUACUGGAGCUGACAUUGUCAAGAUUGCAACAACUGCCACAAACAUAAUAGAUGUGGCACGCAUGUUCCAUAUACUAGUGCAUUGUCAGGUCCCUAUUAUAGGUUUGGUCAUGAGAGAGAGAGGGUGGAUCUCUCGGAUCCUUUGCCCCAAGUUCGGCGGAUAUCUUACUUUUGGUACUCUUGAAGCUGGAAAAGAGUCAGCUCCCGGGCAACUAACAAUGAAAGAAUUGUUGAAUGUAUACAAUAUUAGACAGAUUGGCAGAGAUACAAAAGUUUAUGGAAUCAUUGGUAAUCCUGUCGGCCACAGCAAAGGACCGAUUUUACACAAUGAAGCAUUUACGUCUGUUGGUUUGAAUGCUGUCUAUGUGCCUUUCUUGGUGGAUAACCUUAGGGAAUUCCUCCAUGUCUACUCAUCACCAGAUUUUUCUGGUUUUAGCUGUACAAUACCUCAUAAGGAGGCUGCUGUUGAAUGUUGUGAUGAAGUUGAUCCAGUUGCCAAGUCUAUUGGUGCGGUAAAUACAAUCGUCCGAAGAAAGAGUGAUGGAAAGUUGGUUGGAUACAACACAGACUAUCAAGGGGCUAUAUCUGCCAUUGAGGAUGGGAUGAGAGGUUCCUAUGGUGCAACAGAUAAAAUAGGGUCACCUCUUGCUGGUAAACUAUUUGUGGUCAUUGGAGCGGGUGGUGCUGGUAAGGCACUUGCUUUUGGUGCCAAGGGAAAGGGAGCAAGAAUAGUCAUUGCCAACCGUAGUUAUGAUCGGGCAAAAGCUCUUGCAAGUUUAGUUGGAGGAGAAGCUAUAUCUCUUGGUGAUUUGGAGAGCUUUCAUCCUGACGAAGGGAUGAUACUUGCAAAUUCAACAUCCAUAGGGAUGCAUCCAAACAUUGACGAGACACCGAUAUCAAAGCAAGCACUGAAAUCUUAUAGCGUGGUUUUCGAUGCGGUUUACACUCCGAAAGUCACUAGGCUCUUGACAGAAGCUGAGGAAGUUGGAGCCACUGUUGUGAGUGGGUUAGAGAUGUUCAUUAGGCAGGCAAUGGGACAAUUUGAGCUCUUCACUGGUUUACGAGCCCCCGAGAAGGUGAUGCGAGAGGCCGUGAUGAGAAACAUUUAAAAAGGGAUCGAUUCGCAUGCCCAAAGUGGCAUUGAAGAAAAUCUCGUUGAUUUUUUUUUUUAUUUCCUUUGCUUUAUUACUGAAUGGAUGUAUUGAUUGAUUCCAGUCGGCAAAGUCAUAUGCAUCGGCAUCUGUUCUGUAAUAACAAGAAACGUUGGCAUCGCUGCACAUUAAUUUUCAUGAGUAUUGUAGUAACAACGUGAGUCUGGAAUAAGCUCAAAUCCCGUUUCUGUUCAUAAUGGCAAAGUAUUUCCUUUUUUACUUUAA